This is a messenger RNA of Scomber scombrus (Atlantic mackerel), 1121 nucleotides long. RefSeq names its product H-2 class I histocompatibility antigen, Q9 alpha chain-like. Bases 33 to 1121 code for a protein of 362 amino acids. NCBI's taxonomy places the organism in Eukaryota, Metazoa, Chordata, Actinopteri, Scombriformes, Scombridae. The record is from RefSeq and is a predicted model, not a curated record. The transcript has 7 exons. Gene Ontology annotation, cellular component: external side of plasma membrane. Gene Ontology annotation, biological process: immune response.
GUUAUAGAAACGUUAAUGGAGUUCACUUUGUGAUGAAGAUGUAUCUCACCACGUUCUUCAUCCUUUUGGUGACGAGACUGACUGUAAACAGCGAGAAACACUCCCUCAUGUACAUCUACACCGGCUUCUCCAAACCUGUCGGACUUCCGGGCAUCCAUCAGUUCACAGCUAUGGGUCUGCUGGACGGCAGGAUGAUCGACUACUAUGACAGUGAUGUCCAGAGAAAAGUUCCCAAGCAGGAAUGGAUGAAAGAGACACUUCAUCCAUACUACUGGGAGAGAGGCACAUGGUCCCGCCAGAGAAAGCAGGAGUGGUUCAACGACAGCAUCGACAUCCUGAAGAAACGAAUGAAUCAGAACGACACUGAUCUUCAUGUUCUUCAGUGGAUGGUCGGCUGUGAGGGUGAAACAACAGGGCCUGAUGGCAUAAUAAAGUUUGUCCGUGGUGUGUACACGUUCAACUACAAUGGACAAGACUUCCUGUACUUUGAUGACUGCAACUCAGUCUGGGUUGCUGCCCCUGAUAAAGCAGUCCAGACCAAGAGAAAAUGGGAUCAUGACCAGGACCUAAAAGAAAAGACCAAAGGCUACCUGGAGAAGGAGUGUAUUGCUUGGUUGGACAAGUUCAUGACACACAGGGAACAACAGCUGAAAGCUGCUUCUCCACCAGAUGUCUACAUGUUAGCUACGAACACCAGAAUUGAGUCAAACCUCAUGUUGAGCUGCCUGGCCACAGGUUUCUACCCAAAAGACAUCAUCCUUCACAUCAAAAGGAACAAUUGCAUUCUGACUAAAGAGGAGGGGUUGAUCUCCUCAGGCGUUCGACCAAAUGAAGACGACACCUUCCAGAGAAGAGACAGUGUGGAGAUUUCAAAGAGUGACAUCGCUUCAUUCAAAUGUGAAGUCAUUCACAAAGCAUCCAAAUUGUCUGUUGAGAAGGUUUGGGAUCAUAAAGUUGAUGAAGAAAACAUUGGCGGCAUUAUUGUUGGGGUGAUUGUAGUCCUGAUCUUCGUUGUCGUACUCGUGGCUGUAGUGCUGGUGGUUUUGAAGAAAAAAGGGAAAUUUGGGUUCAGACCAUCUCCUGGCGAGGAAAGUGAUAAUAACUCUGCGGGCUCUGUUUAG